GUGAUUAUUGGAGUACAGAUCCCAUGCUCCUGACACCAUUUUUGGGACUUUGUUUUCCCAGGACCGCUUCCUUCUGCUCCUCCGCUGCCUACACUUCUCCAACAAUGCGAUGGCAAACAUCAACGACCCCCGGUUACAUGCAGAACAUUAUAAUAUAUACAGGAUCCACCACCGACAUCCAGCACUAUGAAGGCCUUGGAAUCUCUGGGUCAGUUGUUAUGACAUUACUGGCCCCAUACUUGAAAAAGGGUCACAUCCUGUUCGUGGACAACUGGUACAGUAGUCCCACACUGUUCCAGCACCUCCUGUCUCUGGACACAGGAGCUUGUGGGACAGUACGAGCCAACAGGAAGGGAAUGCCAACAUUCACCAGCAAAAUGACAAAGGACCAGGUUGAAUGUAGAGAAAAUGGAACACAACUGGCAGUGAAAUGGCAUGACAAGAGGGAUGUUCAUCUUCUUACCACGGUCCAUCCAUCCACCAUGUCAGCCACUGGAAAGGUUGAUCACAUCACCAAAGGAAGGAAGAUGAAGCCUCUCUGUGUGCAGGAAUACAACAAAAAGAUGGGAGCAGUGGACAAGGCUGACAUGAUGAAAGGCUUUUUUGAUUGUACCAGAAAAACCACCAAAUGGUACAAGAAAGUCUUCUUAUACCUCCUUGACACAGCCAUACUGAACAGCCACAUUGUCCACCACCAACUUACGGGUGAGAAAUUUGCAUAUCAGAUUAAGAACAACAUAGAAUUUACAUAUAAAUAA
Molecule: messenger RNA, 758 nt
Organism: Xyrauchen texanus (razorback sucker)
Lineage: Eukaryota; Metazoa; Chordata; Actinopteri; Cypriniformes; Catostomidae
Product: piggyBac transposable element-derived protein 4-like
Exons: 2
Coding region: 24-758 (244 amino acids)
Source: RefSeq, a predicted model, not a curated record